Molecule: messenger RNA, 1492 nt
Organism: Protopterus annectens (West African lungfish)
Lineage: Eukaryota; Metazoa; Chordata; Ceratodontiformes; Protopteridae
Product: septin-11-like
Biological process (GO): cytoskeleton-dependent cytokinesis
Cellular component (GO): cell division site; microtubule cytoskeleton; septin complex
Molecular function (GO): GTP binding; molecular adaptor activity; GTPase activity
Source: RefSeq, a predicted model, not a curated record
AUAGGGGAUAAUGUAAUUUUAGGAUAAUUAAGUUUAAGGUUUUUCGAGAAAUUACAUAUAGCUUUUCAUGUAGUGAUGGAAUGAACAGUUCUGUCACUCCCUGUCUCAUUAGCUCGGGUAUUUGUUUGGGCAAAGUCUGAUUUGAGCAUGUAUUAUACUUACAACUACUACCUGUGGAUUUGGAAUUUACAGACAUUACAAACUUGCAUUCCUGUGUUGAGUGGUCCAACCAGAUUAUUUAUUUUUUUAGGUGUUCGUAAAAUUUUAGGGUCUGGAUUUUUUUAUAAUAGUUAAUACUGUUGCUUGCCAUUUAUAGUCUAACUAACGUUAUGGCUUCGUCAGAUAUUGCUCGUCAUUUGCUUUAUCAGUCCAGAUUGGAAAGACCGUCUAGUAGCCCUGCAGAGGAAGUACCAGAUGAAAUGUUCCUGAAGAGAGGAGACUGUUCACGAUCACUUUCUUUGUCUGGCAAAGUUGGGUUUGAUAGUUUACCAGAUCAGCUGGUCAACAAGUCUACCAGUCAGGGAUUUUGUUUUAAUAUUCUCUGUAUUGCUAUAAGCCAGUAGUGGACUACAUUGAUGCCCAGUUUGAAGCUUACUUGCAAGAAGAACUGAAGAUUAAACGCUCUUUGUACAAUUACCAUGAUACUCGCAUUCAUGCUUGCCUUUACUUUAUUUCGCCUACGGGCCAUUCACUCAAGUCACUGGAUCUGGUAACCAUGAAGGCACUUGACAGCAAGGUUAAUAUUAUCCCUAUCAUAGCAAAGGCUGAUACUGUCUCAAAGAAUGAGCUACACAAAUUCAAGAUCAAGAUCAUGAGUGAGUUAGUAAGCAAUGGAGUCCAGAUAUAUCAGUUUCCUACAGACGACGAGUCGGUGUCCAAAAUGAAUGCCACCAUGAAUGGAAUCUUGCCUUUUGCAGUGGUUGGAAGUAUAGAUGAAGUGAAAAUUGGAAAUAAGAUGGUAAAAGCUCGUCAGUAUCCUUGGGGCAUUGUACAAGUGGAAAAUGAAAACCACUGUGACUUUGUUAAGCUUCGAGAAAUGCUUGUGUGUGUAAAUAUGGAAGAUUUGCGAGAACAAACCCAUGCCCGUCAUUACGAAUUGUACAGACAAUGUAAACUUGAAGAGAUGGGAUUCCGAGAUAAUGACCCAGAGAACAAACCAGUUAGUCUGCAGGAGACUUACGAAGCAAAGAGGCAGGAGUUCCUGAAUGAGCUACAGAGAAGGGAAGAUGAAAUGCGACAGAUGUUUGUCCAAAGGGUCAAAGAGAAAGAGCUAGAGCUAAAGGAAGCAGAACGUGAGCUACAGAACAAGUUUGAGCAGCUGAAGAGUAUUCAUCAUGAGGAAAAACGUAAGCUAGAUGACAAGAAAAAAAUUCUAGAGGAUGAAAUAAAUGCCUUUAGCAAAAGGAAAUCGGCAACAGAACUACUACAAGCCCAGGCGUUUGCAACUCCAGCCAGCAUCAAUGUGAAAAAGGAUAAAGAUCGCAAAAAGUAA